AUGACCAAGGACAACCACCUGCUAGGAAAGUUCGAGCUUGGCGGAAUCCCUCCUGCCCCUCGUGGACAGCCCCAGAUCGAGGUGACUUUCGAGAUCGACUCGAACGGCAUCCUGAACGUGGGUGCCGAAGAUAAGGGCACGGGCAAGAGCGAGAAAAUCACCAUCACCAAUGACAAGGGAAGGCUGACCGAGGAGCAGAUCGAGAAGAUGAUCCGUGAGGCUGAGGAGUUCGCAGACGAGGACAAGAAGGUCAAGGAGCGCGUGGAUGCCAAGAAUGCCUUCGACGGUUACAUUCACUCCAUGCGGUCUGCCACAGAGGGCUCCGGAGACAAUAAGGGCCUUAGCGAAAAGAUGGAUUCCGAUGAGAAGGAGAAGAUCCUCGAUGCCCUGAAGGAUGGCCAGUCUUGGCUGGACUCCAACCCUGAGGCGGACGCGGAGGAGAUCAAAGAGAAGCACAAGGAGAUCGAGGGCAUCUGCGCUCCCAUCGUCUCCAAGUAUUACGGUGGCGGCGGUGCCGGGGGUGCUGGCGGCGUCAUGUCUGAGGAAGCACUGGAGGCGCUCCGUGCUUUGGAGCAGCUGGGAGAGCGGCUAGGCCUGCAGGGUUCAGACACCGAGAAGAUCUUCCAUGGUGUGGUGGAGGAGCGGCUUAAGGAAAUGAUGAUUCCAGUGCGAGAUGCCUGGGAAGAAGCCACGUACACAAAGGAGGCACUGAUGCAGCUCAACAAAGAACGUGGAAAGGACCUUGGUGAUGACCCAACAGCAGACGGCACUGGAGCUGAGCUUGGUAUCAAGGACAGCCCUCCCCUGGAAGGCGUGCGCGGCUUCAAACUCAUGGAGGAGCUUUCGAAGGUGGCAGACUUCUACACCAGGAACAAGGUCUUGAAGGAAGACGCUGUAGAUCCGACAUCUGAAGACGAGGAUGCCUGGGCUGCCGCGUAUCCUGUUCAAGUAGGCAAGUGGAUCGAGGACAAAAACAAGGAGGAGAUGUAUGGCAUCUUCGUCUGGAACGCAAUCACCUGCCAGGACACUGCUGCAAGAGACAAGUGGAAUGCAGCAAAAACAGUUGUUGGUGGCAUCCUGGGCCUGAGUCCGAAGCUUCAGCAGAAGGUGCUGGUGCGAAUGGUGUCCAGAUGGUGCAACAUGUUCAUCAAAAGCAAGGUGCAGGAGCAAGGGGAGCUGAAGAAGGAUGACGUGUCCAUGCUCACGGAUUGGGCACCAAUGUUCUUUGGCAUUGAGAAGGAUGUUACCAUGGACAUGGUACAGGCUGCCAACAAGAGUCUUCUGCAGAACAAGGUGCUCAAGAUUUUGAACAAGCCCUCUGUGACACCAGAGGAUUUGAGCAAGCUGCGGGCAGAGGUUGAGGAGUGGGACCUCGAAGUCGCCAAGGACCUUGAGCUCUCCAGACCUCAGCUUCGGUCUCUAUUCAAGGUGGAGGUUGCGUCGGUGGUUGAGGACCCGGAUCUCACCGACGAGCAGAAGGUGGAUGGCAUCGAGGCUUCGAGAGAAGCGUUUGGACUGGCGGAGAAGGAGGCCAUGUCCGAGAUGCAGGAUUUGAUCAAGAGCCGGUGUCGUUCCUGCCUAGUCAAUGCUUCCGGCGACUUAUUGCAGGAAAACGAGGCUGCAGCAGUUGAUCAAAUGCAGAGGCUGGAGUUGCUAGCGGCUUUUGGGCUAUCAGCUGGCGUUGAGUUUCAAGAUGACUGGGAAGUUGCGCCUGCCAUGAGGCAAAAGCUGUUGAAGAUUUAUACGUCUGGCUCGAAAGGGAGAGCUCCCGACACGAGGAUGCUGGAGCGUGUGCUCAGCCUCGUCCAUGCCUGA
Molecule: messenger RNA, 1815 nt
Organism: Symbiodinium pilosum
Lineage: Eukaryota; Dinophyceae; Suessiales; Symbiodiniaceae
Source: the annotation of a GenBank genome assembly